Messenger RNA from Spirometra erinaceieuropaei, 88 nucleotides. The record is from the annotation of a GenBank genome assembly. NCBI's taxonomy places the organism in Eukaryota, Metazoa, Platyhelminthes, Cestoda, Diphyllobothriidea, Diphyllobothriidae.
GGAGGAGGAGGAGGAGGAGGAGGAGGAAAACAACCAGCUGGCCUUCCUGGAUGUCCUCGUCUGCCGCAAAGAUUGUGGUGGCCUAUAA